UUCUAUUUCCCUAGGAACUGAUCCGACACAGAACCCACCAAGGAUCAUGACUAAAAGCUUCUACAUUGGAAUCUCCAUUGCCUUGGUGCUUCUACUUCUUGUUAGCACAAUGGUUAUCACAAAUUGCGUCUUUGUGAAAAAGAAGCCAGGAUCUCUAAGCUUGGUAGCAUUCCGUGUCUGUAAGAUCAGAACUUUACAGAACUCAAAGAACGUGCGACCACGAGUCCAGGAAAACAUCUACAUUAUUGAAGACAGUCCUCCUGUCAAAGAUUAAGUUGCAGUGGAACACAGCAACGAGAUGUCACCAAGCUGGACACCCCUUUAAGCUCCAGGACUAUUUUCUGUGUCGGUUCAUCGGGUGUUCCUGCUUUCCAGCCAUAGUGAAGAAGAUGAUCCUCUGCCUGGCCAGCCUCACUCUCACUGUUGAAAUGAUGUCCAGUCUCUCCACUCACCGCAGAGCCUUUUUCAACAUGAACACUUUAAUAGUUUGGAUUUCCUUUAGACCCCACAAUUCUUUUGUCCAUGAAAGAAAAAUCAUUGGUAAUGGAGGCCAUUGAC
Molecule: messenger RNA, 558 nt
Organism: Peromyscus maniculatus bairdii (prairie deer mouse)
Lineage: Eukaryota; Metazoa; Chordata; Mammalia; Rodentia; Cricetidae
Product: hepatitis A virus cellular receptor 1 homolog
Biological process (GO): phagocytosis, engulfment; positive regulation of mast cell activation
Cellular component (GO): cell surface
Molecular function (GO): virus receptor activity; phosphatidylserine binding
Source: RefSeq, a predicted model, not a curated record